Molecule: messenger RNA, 933 nt
Organism: Pistacia vera
Lineage: Eukaryota; Viridiplantae; Streptophyta; Magnoliopsida; Sapindales; Anacardiaceae
Exons: 3
Coding region: 1-933 (310 amino acids)
Source: RefSeq, a predicted model, not a curated record
AUGGACUUUAGCGCCGUUGAGGAGUACAACAUCGACAUAGGAGUAGAUGAGCUGAACUGUGGUUGUAUUCGUGACCUGUCGCUGUCAGCCUUCUUUCAGGUUCUCGCUUUGCUCAAGUGUUCACUGGUGUCAAAGAAACCUUUGACAGAAACUUUGUUGAAUCGAAAUUCAGCACCGAAGUUCGGAAAAGAAGAUUUUGAUCAGAACAUCUAUGUUGAAUCUACAGUAGAAGAAUCAGAAUCAAAUGUGGAUGGGAAGAUUCAUGUAAAGCUUAUCAUCAGUAAAUCCAAGAAAAUGGUUUGUUUUGCCGAAACAAGUGAAGAAUUUGUUGAUUUAGUCUCCAGUUUCCUAACUGUUCCACUUGGUUAUAUAAUAAAAGAAAUGCAGAGUAGCAUUUCAAUAGGAUCCUUAACUAACCUGUACAAUAGUGUCCAGGAACUCGAUGUUGAGAAAUACUUGAAAUCUAAUGAGCACAAGGAAAUUCUCAUCAGUCCGAAGCUCGCCCCUGAUUUUAGCCAUGAGAACAAUCCUUUAGGCAUUGAAGAAGGUUUGCACCCAUCAUACCGUGCUAUAGAAUAUCAUGUAUAUCCUUAUCAUUAUGAAUUGACUUCUGAUGGUCAAAUUCCUUCUGGAUCUACUUUGAGAAGUUCAAUUUUAACUGUCAAGGGUCCUAAGUCUCAUUUUAAAGAAGCCAAAAGAGGAGGGUUUGUGACUGGACCAACAAUGUUUACCGUAACUGACAAUCUGAUCAUCACACCCAUUUCUCAAGUCAAAAGUUUGUGUCUUCUGAAAGAAUUGAAAGUAUCUGUCAGCGAUAUUGAGGAGCGUGUUGUGCAUGUGGGCAGUGAGAAGGCUUUGCGUCUAUUAAUGGCUUCUUUUGUAUCAGAAUCUGCUUUGACCAGUGUCUUUCUGAGAGAGCCAAAUCCAGAAUAG